Messenger RNA from Paralichthys olivaceus (Japanese flounder), 2180 nucleotides. It is a transcript of the gene chmp6b, whose product is annotated as charged multivesicular body protein 6b. NCBI's taxonomy places the organism in Eukaryota, Metazoa, Chordata, Actinopteri, Pleuronectiformes, Paralichthyidae. Gene Ontology annotation, cellular component: ESCRT III complex; multivesicular body. The record is from RefSeq and is a predicted model, not a curated record. Gene Ontology annotation, biological process: vesicle budding from membrane; late endosome to vacuole transport via multivesicular body sorting pathway.
GGUUCCGUGCUUCCGGUCGUGGGUGUGGCCUGUGACAGUAAUGGCGGAGCGGCGCCGCUGGUGUUUUUCUGACUCGUGAACUCGAUGAAGACUCGAAUCUUCCUCAGACUCGGAUCCUCGGACUUGAUGCUGCGUCACGAUGGGAAACAUCUUCGGGAAAAAGAAGCUGAGCCGCGUGACGGAGCAGGACCGAGCGAUUCUGCAACUGAAGCAGCAGAGAGAUAAACUGCGUCAGUAUCAGAAGAAGAUCAACCUGCAGCUGGAGAAGGAACGAGCUUUGGCCAAACAGCUGCUGAAGGAUGGAAAGAAAGACAAAGCUCUCCUCCUGCUGAAAAAGAAGCGCUACCAGGAUAAACUGCUGGACAAGACGGAGAAUCAGAUCAGUAACCUGGAGCAUCUGGUUCAAGACCUGGAGUUCGCCCAGAUUGAAAAGAAGGUUCUCGAUGGCCUGAAGGUCGGAAAUGAGUGUCUGAAGAAGAUGCACGAGGUGAUGUCGAUCGAAGAAGUCGAACGGAUCAUGGAUGAAACUCAAGAUUCCAUCGAAUACCAAAGGCAAAUCGAUGAGAUGUUGGCCGGCUCGUUCUCACAGGAAGAUGAAGAUGCAGUUCUCGCUGAGCUGGAGGCCAUAACUCAGGGAGACGUGGAGCUUCCUGAGGUUCCUUCAGACGAGCUGCCAGAUGUUCCAGAGGAGGAGAAACCAGAGAGAGAACGUCCCAGAAAGAAACCAGAGCGAGAGCUGCUCGCUGCGUGAGAACACGACGGACCUCCAGCUGCUGGUUCUCUCUACAACACUCCAGUCCCACAGGAAACAACAAACAUGAAGCAGCAGACCUCGCUCCCAGAUACUGAUCUUCCUCCAUGUCCUCCAGUCUCUGUUUGUCCUCUGCUGCAGGACGACACUUGAACGCAUCACGACUGGUUCAUCAGCUGCUCUGACAAACUCUGAUUUAACUGACGACCUGUGACGUUAGAUAAUUAACUCAAACCUCUGAUUCAUGUUCUUUCUCCACUCAGUCGUUUAACAAACAUUAACUUAACUUUGAAACGUGUGUGUGAUUCUCACUGUGAUGCAUCGUCUCCUCGUCGGUUUCAUUUACAGGCUGUAACUGUCAGUUCACCCAAAUCACAAAAAGACACAUCUACUCGCUUCCGUCUCUUUUUCCUCAGGGUUUGAUUUGUGCAGGUUUGAAUCUGUCUCUUCUGCUGCAGGUGAGUUCGUUUCAUUUGUGACUCUCAAGGAUCUUCGUUCAAAAAACCAAGUCCCUGAUCUGAAUCACCUGCAGACGUUUCAUUGGUUUGACUUUGCACCGAAGAAAUAUUCAGAACAGUUGACGUCUUAAAAAAAAACCUUUGGUUUCAUGAUGUUGCACCUUAUUGAUGCUUUACUUUAUCAGAGUAUCGUUAGUUCUCCGUCUCUAAAGAUGGAGAAAACCUUAUUUUCUUCCUUUUUAAGAGUUAUUUAAAUAAAAGUCACCACAGCUCCAACAACUUCGUGGAAAUCGUUUGAGAUUUUUUUGUUUGUAAUUGUUUUUAAAGUUUUUCAAAUUUGGGAAAAUGAGAUUGCAAACAUGAAUAUUUCCUGACGGGACUGAGGAGUGACAUGUUUUGUUUUUGUCAUUUGGGUGAAUUGACCCUUUAAGAUGAAGGAUGACACUCGACUGUGUUCUGUGGAGUCUGACUUCAUUUCCUCUGCAGGUCAGACCUGCUCCUCUUCCUCCUUCCCCUCCUCCUCCUCCUCCUCCUCAGUCGUCCUGACGUCGAGCUCUUCUUCCAAACAUGUUCGACCCUGGAACUUUUUCUGAAGUCGAAACUUUUGCUUCAGUUUCUCAGAAAGUUCUCGGACCUGUUUCAGCCGAACUUCUCUGGUUGAGGAUUAGUUCAGUGUCGCUGGAGAACGAGGUCAUCUGAGGGUUUAACAGCGAGACGUUAAUCUCUUCAAUAACUUCACACAACCUGCAUCUGGACCUGCGGAGUAUUAUCACACUGUAAUACUUUUACUUUGUAGACGUGUGUUUGAAUCACACAUUCAUAAAACUUGUGUCUCUGAAGAUUCAUCAGUAAAUAAUCUGUCAAUCAUUUAAUCUCGGACAGAAAUCACUGAUGACUCAAGUCGUCAGGACGCAAACGUCAUGUUUCUCUUUCUGUAAAUUCUUUUUCAAUAAAGAUUUUUUUAAUCAUAA